Molecule: messenger RNA, 714 nt
Organism: Limanda limanda (common dab)
Lineage: Eukaryota; Metazoa; Chordata; Actinopteri; Pleuronectiformes; Pleuronectidae
Product: RNA-binding protein 24-like
Exons: 4
Coding region: 4-714 (236 amino acids)
Cellular component (GO): cytosol
Molecular function (GO): mRNA 3'-UTR binding
Source: RefSeq, a predicted model, not a curated record
ACGAUGCACUCCGCUCAGAAAGACACCACCUACACCAAGAUCUUCGUGGGGGGGCUCCCGUACCACACCACGGACUCCAGCCUCAGGAAGUACUUCGAGGUGUUCGGGGACAUCGAGGAGGCGGUGGUCAUCACUGACCGGCAGACCGGCAAGUCCAGGGGCUAUGGAUUCGUGACCAUGGCAGACCGGACCUCCGCUGACCGAGCCUGCAAGGACCCCAACCCCAUCAUAGACGGGAGGAAAGCCAAUGUGAACCUGGCCUACCUGGGAGCCAAGCCCCGGGUCAUACAGCCAGGCUUUGCAUUUGGUAUGCCCCAGAUCCACCCGGCGUUCAUCCAAAGACCGUAUGGGAUCCCUGCUCACUACGUGUAUCCUCAGGCCUUUGUCCAGCCCAGUAUGAUGAUCCCUCAUGUCCAAUCCUCGGCUGCUUCAGCGACAGCUGCUGCUGCCGCCACUUCCCCGUACCUUGACUAUACCGGAGCGACAUACGCUCAGUACUCUGCGGCUGCUGCCACCGCUGCCGCCGCUGCAGCUGCCUAUGAGCAGUAUCCGUAUGCGGCCUCACCAGCACCAACAAGCUACAUGACCUCAGCAGGGUACGGAUACGCGAUGCAACAGCCGCUCGCCGCCGCUGCCACCCCAGGAGCUGCUGCUGCGGCUGCGGCCUUCAGCCAGUACCAACCCCAGCAGCUGCAGACAGACCGCAUGCAGUAA